AUGGCUGAUCGAAAGUACAGCCGGCCGCAUCAGCGGUCGUAUAGCAUGAUCGACAUGGGCGACAUCUCGCCGCUCUACCCGUCUGGCACCUACCAAACCGAGUCUUCCAUGCGCUCCACACUCGAACGACAGCUACCUCACAUUCAGCCCGGAGAUGCUGGAGCCCGUAUACCGAGAACUUUGCCAGAUCCGCAAUACAAUACUGUCAACCCGGAGAACCUUGACAAGGAGCCUACCCGCAUUCCAGAAGCUCAUCAGCCCGACGACGAGGACGAAGCGCAAAUCGCUCAAGUCGUCCGCGCUCAAGCCAGUCAUGCUCCGACGCCAUCUUGGACCGCCAUCAAUGUCCCAAGCUCGCCGUACAGACUCCUUCAUACCGACGCUGACACCUUCGCGCAGUCUGCAGGCUACAGUAUUUCCGACGUCCAAUUCCGCAUGAAUGAAAUUCUCACCUUGAGCGAAGAUGAAGUUGACACCUCGAAAGAUCUCCCGGGCGAAGAAGACGACAACGGCGUCUACCACAUCAACCACAAACGUCGGCCGACGGGCAAAGCUCGCGACGAUGGUGCCUCCUACUCCGUGGUGCUCGAGCGUGAUGACCCGGCAAACAUUCCUCCACAGGCGGUGAUUUUUUUGCAGAAGAAACUCGCGAAAGAAGUGCAGGCAGAGCGAGAGCUCAAGGUACCAGCUUUGGAGCAUCAAUUGCGUUUCGUGCUCGCUGCUGGAGCGAAGUUGAUGGUCGAGAGGGUCGGAGACCUGGCAUCACCGAAGGGAGCGCUGCAGUGUUGCAAAUAUGAAUCCGAGCCAAUGCCACCCGGUCGGUACUUCCUCUCCCUUCGCCGCGGCCUAGUCGACUGGACAGACGACCGCCACUUCCUCUUUUGCCUCGACUGCUUCGAGAAGAUGUGGGACUGCAAGUACACCACAGGAAUCUGGCCGCCCAAGACCAUCGAGCUUUUCUCUCAAUCGGACCAAGGAGAAGGGCCAGACAAAGGCCGCGCCGACUCUCUGAUCCAUGGAUAUCCGCAGUAUCUUCCAUCGAUCACCUACUCGCCUGGUGGCACCGCAACGACCAACCCGCCUGUCCUCGUCAACCCAGCAGCCGGACGCAUCGACAGCCUCACCUCACCACCAGCAAAUCCUCCCAUCACCUCAUCCGCACCGUCAACCCCGCCACUGAAAACACCCUCGCCAGCUCCGCAAGCAUUCAACGCAGAAAGCAGCUCUUCCACACCAGACUCCGUCGACUCCAAGGGCGACUGGAUCUGGCCGCCAGUCCGCCUACAGCACAUCUCCGAGUUCUUCAUCUCCAAACGCCGACAGAAUGUGGCCGAAGCGGAAGGAGAACAGAAGAAGCAAGACGAGAGUCUAGACUUCGGACUGCACGACAAGGACGCAGCCAAAGUGAGACUUUGGAAGGCUGUCAGCAGGGGGCAAACAAGAUGGGUCAGACACAUGGAGAGGACUAGGCUGCACAGGGCGGGCACGGAUAUUGUGGUCAAGAAGCCGGCGAAGAAGGCGGGAGACGAGGACGAUGAUGAGGGUUUGCUUGAGGAGGAUGUGGAUGAUGACGAUGUUUAUAUGGAGGAGCUGGAGAAGGAUGCUGGGCUGAAGAGGUGGCAGUGCUAUGGUGAGUCUUUGGAGGCUUCGAGUUGGAAGCUUCAUCCAUUAGUUGUGGUGUGGGAGCCUCACAUCAUGCUAUCAACAACCCCCACAGGUCAAAACCUACGCACAAUUUGCACAACUUCGUCGAAAACUUCGGAAUCUGAUCACGACCGACUCCUAGGCUUGUGCGAUUUUGAGAGCUUCUUUCAUGCUCGUGUAGUCUGUACAGACCGAAAGCAGUUCGGUCUCCGUGGACGAGCUGUCGUUCGAAGAGAUGUUGCUCGCUCCGGUUGCUCGGUUGCUGGAGUCAGGAUCGAGAAACCAGGACGAGAAGCCAGAGGACAGGUGAGGAUACCGCCUUCGAAAAGACGAAAGAAAGUGGCGGCUGGUGAGUUCGAGGUUGAGUCAAGUGAUGUUGUGGCACAGACCGACGCUUUUCACGAUGCAUACACCGUGAGCGACGCUUUCGAUGGCGUGCAGAGUGUUGAUGAAUUCGUGUACGUUUGGUGCAUCAUGUCAGUGAGCUUGUCCACCAAGACGGGCCAAGAAGUGGAGUAUGGCUCAUUGUUCGUGGACUCUGCUCACGCCGCGAUACUCUUGGUUGCUAACCGUAGAGGACUCCUAGUCGACUCUGACGUGCGAUCCGUGGAGGCUGACGAGACGGCGGACUUGGAACGUGUCCCCGGAGGGAGUGUCCGUGGAGCUCAGGAAUGGGUGUUCCUGGUCCUCUGGUCAAAGGAUCAAUGCUCGUUGGACGGGUAUGAGGUGGAGCAUUAUACCUUCCGCGUGGACUCCGCCCAUUCGGCGGUGCGGCUCUGGUGCGAACGCAUAUGGCCCUGCGAACCCUAG
Molecule: messenger RNA, 2454 nt
Organism: Zymoseptoria tritici IPO323
Lineage: Eukaryota; Fungi; Ascomycota; Dothideomycetes; Mycosphaerellales; Mycosphaerellaceae
Exons: 6
Coding region: 1-2454 (817 amino acids)
Source: RefSeq, a predicted model, not a curated record